Pseudophryne corroboree (corroboree frog) is the source of this 1733-nucleotide messenger RNA. RefSeq names its product ribosome production factor 2 homolog (gene RPF2). The transcript is spliced from 10 exons. Gene Ontology annotation, biological process: maturation of LSU-rRNA from tricistronic rRNA transcript (SSU-rRNA, 5.8S rRNA, LSU-rRNA); ribosomal large subunit assembly. NCBI's taxonomy places the organism in Eukaryota, Metazoa, Chordata, Amphibia, Anura, Myobatrachidae. Gene Ontology annotation, cellular component: nucleolus. The record is from RefSeq and is a predicted model, not a curated record. Bases 195 to 1115 code for a protein of 306 amino acids. Gene Ontology annotation, molecular function: rRNA binding.
UUCCAUCAGAUUCACCACAAGCAGCGCUGCCGCCGGGAGACGUCCCUGGCCUCUCUAACAUCUCCAUGCUACAGAAACUCUAUGGUUCCGCACAGCUGAUGACGUGCUGAUGGGCGCAUGAUAAUGGCGUCAUUACCCGGCUCCGGAAGAGGGGACACUGCUACUGUGCGACACGUGUGUUGGGGAGCUGUGCGAUGGCGGAAUUAGACCGAGUAGUGAAACCAAAGACAAGGAGAGCAAAGAGAUUUUUGGAGGACAGGCAGCCAAAGCUAAAUGAGAAUGACAAAAAUUCUAUGCUUAUUAAAGGAGGUAAUGCUAACAACACUGUGUCCCAGGCCCUGAAAGAUCUGUAUGCUUUGAAAAAGCCAUUCAGUGUGCUGUAUAAAAAGAAAAAUAUGACGCGGCCUUUUGAAGAUCAGACUUCACUGGAAUUUUUCUCGAAGAAAUCUGACUGCUCGUUGUUUGUGUUCGGUUCCCAUAAUAAGAAACGUCCAAAUAACUUGAUCUUUGGUCGGAUGUUUGAUUUUCAUGUACUGGAUAUGAUUGAGCUAGGCGUGGAGAAGUAUGUUUCCUUAAAGGAGAUUAAGAACUGCAAGUGUCCUGAGGGAACCAAGCCUCUACUGAUAUUUGCCGGUGAUGCUUUUGAAAUCAGUGAGGAUUACAGACGAUUGAAAAGCCUGCUGAUAGAUUUCUUUAGAGGACCAACUGUGUCUGCGAUACGUCUUGCUGGGCUGGAGCAUGUCCUGCAUUUCACAGCAGUGGAUGGAAAGGUUUUCAUGCGCAGCUACAAAGUCCUAAUGAAGAAAUCCGGGUGCAGGACCCCAAGAAUAGAACUGGAAGAAAUGGGGCCUUCAUUUGAUUUUGUGAUGAGAAGAACUCACCUGGCUUCUGACGACCUGUACAAAUUAUCACUGAAACGUCCUAAAGCCCUUCAGGCAAAGAAGAAGAAGAACAUCUCCCACAAUACUUUUGGCACAAAAUAUGGGCGAAUCCAUAUGCAGAAACAGGAUCUGGGCAAACUACAGACUCGUAAAGUCAAAGCAUUGAAGAAGAGACCUGCAAAGAAGUCCGCAGCCAGUGAGGAGACAACGCCAAAGAGAAGGAAGAAAGAAUGAUUGCGUUGCUAGCAUAUGAGGACUGUAUAUACCAGCAACAACUCAUGUUACAGGACUUGCAUUCUGCCUAGACAAACCCCAUUUUUUGGUUGUAUUCUGCAUUGUCAGACUCUUCAUCAUGGCAUUUUGCCAGAGACCUGACAGUAAAAUGGCAAUAUUGAAUACAGAAUAAAAUGUCUGUACGUAAUCUAGACUCAUGUGAAAAUUCCCAGAACAAAACUAGAGAAAAUGUACUUGAAGCCUUCUGUUACUAACCACAUGGAACAAUGUAUGGGACAAUACAUGAAAUACUUACAGAUCUGUGUGUUUUGCAGAAAGCUGAAAUGUGUGCACUCCUAUUGUGCAAGUCUUCAUACAGAUCAGCUGGACCAACGCUCCAUCCACAGUUCAUAUAAAGGGAGAGAUUCCGUUAGCCGUGAGCCUCUGUUGAAAUGCAGUGACUAAUUUUUGCUUGCACCCAGUAGAGGUUAGCAAUACAUGAAUUUUCCCUCCCUGCUUGGGUGAAUCUCUGGUCCUUUUGUGUUCUGUUUAUGGAAUAAAAAUGGAGUGUGCAAGCUCCAGUCUUGUAAGAGUUUUGUAAAGGUUCUCCAAUAAAAAUGACAUUUAAUAGUUUUGUAA